GCCAAGGGCAUGGGUUCCGGGCCCAGCGCUUUCGGUUCUCGGAGGAGCCGGGGCUGGGAGAGGAGGGGGCCAUGCUGGAGGUCCGCGUCCCGCAGGUCCUGCAUCUUCAGUAUGGAAUGUAUGUUUGGCCCUGUGCUGUGGUCUUGGCUCAGUACCUGUGGUUUCACAGAAGAUCUCUACCGGGCAAGGCUAUUUUAGAGAUUGGAGCUGGAGCAAGCCUUCCAGGAAUUAUAGCUGCAAAAUGUGGUGCUGAAGUAAUACUGUCAGACAGUUCAGAGCUGCCUCACUGUCUAGAAAUCUGUCAGCAAAGCUGCCAAAUGAAUAACCUGCCACAGGUGCGUGUCAUAGGACUAACGUGGGGUCACAUAUCUCUGGACCUUCUGGCUUUGCCACCACAAGAUAUUAUUCUUGCAUCCGAUGUAUUCUUUGAACCAGAAGAUUUUGAAGACAUUUUAACUACAGUAUACUUUUUGAUGCAGAAGAAUCCCAAGGUCCAAUUGUGGUCUACUUACCAGGUGAGAAGUGCUGACUGGUCACUUGAAGCUUUGCUCUACAAGUGGGAUAUGAAAUGUGUCCACAUUCCUCUGGUGUCUUUUGAUGCAGACAAGGAAGAUAUAGCAGAAUCUGCCCUUCCAGGAAGACAUACUGUUGAAAUGCUGGUCAUCUCCUUUGCAAAGGACAGUCUCUGAAUUACACCUACAAGCUGUUUUGGGACAAUGUCAAUGCUGAUUAGCAACCUGGCAUGCCAAUUAGGAUCCAGACCACUUCAGUGAGAGUGUAAGUGGUGGAUUUGAAGAUGAUCAAAUCUCUCAGCCUUAAGACUGUGACGGCCCACCUAGACAAUAUUCAUGGGUUACAUAGCCAUCAAGACAAAAAUUAAAACACCUAUUA
Messenger RNA from Molossus molossus (Pallas's mastiff bat), 891 nucleotides. It is a transcript of the gene METTL23, whose product is annotated as methyltransferase like 23. The record is from RefSeq and is a predicted model, not a curated record. The transcript has 5 exons. NCBI's taxonomy places the organism in Eukaryota, Metazoa, Chordata, Mammalia, Chiroptera, Molossidae. Bases 72 to 689 code for a protein of 205 amino acids. Gene Ontology annotation, cellular component: nucleus; cytoplasm.